AUGGAAUUUCUAGGCGAUCUUGAUUUUUUACCAGGAAGCAUAAAUCCAAAAUUAAAGGGCUUAAUAUAUAUAAUCACAUUAUUACACGUAUUAGCUGUGUUUAUAUGGAUUGCUCUAUUGUGUAGAUAAGCAGGAAAAAAAAGUAAUACUUUUCAAAGUUAUGUGGAACAAGUGAUGGGUGAAGGAUCCAAAAUUAAACAUCAUUGA
Paramecium sonneborni is the source of this 207-nucleotide messenger RNA. The record is from the annotation of a GenBank genome assembly. NCBI's taxonomy places the organism in Eukaryota, Ciliophora, Oligohymenophorea, Peniculida, Parameciidae.